Molecule: messenger RNA, 919 nt
Organism: Dermatophagoides farinae (American house dust mite)
Lineage: Eukaryota; Metazoa; Arthropoda; Arachnida; Sarcoptiformes; Pyroglyphidae
Gene: mRpL51
Product: mitochondrial ribosomal protein L51
Biological process (GO): translation
Cellular component (GO): mitochondrial large ribosomal subunit
Molecular function (GO): structural constituent of ribosome
Source: RefSeq, a predicted model, not a curated record
CACACAGAGGUAGACAAAAUGUGUAAAAAAAAUACACACGCAUGUAUGAUUGGUAAACCACAUGGUUGUGUGGACAUUAUAUAUAUCAAAUGCGUGCACACUUUACAAUUUUUUAACGUGUUCGUCAAAGCAAUUAAUGAAUAAAGUUCAAAUGCGUGUAGGCGUGUCAACUGUUUGACGUGCAUUCAUUGUUUUUGACGUGAAUGUUGUGUAUUAUUCUCAGAUGUUCGAAAUUUUUUUCAUCGAAAUAAAAAAAAAUGAAUUUUGGUUUAAAUUUUCUUAAAAAUUUGAUUACAAACCCCGCGAAUCAUCAAUUGAUUACAUCAACAUUAUGUAAUAAUAAUAAUCAGAUUGCUAGUCCAUUACGUACCAUUGUACGUUUCUAUGAACGUCGAAGAUUUAUACGACGAUAUGGUUAUCGACCACAUUAUCAUUCGAAAGGUUUAUUACCUCGAAUUCCUGGUGAACCAUUUCCUAUAAGUGUAAUUCCGAAUGAGAAAAAGCCAGAUCCGUGGCGACGAGAUGCAGCACUAUUUGGUCAAAAUGAUUAUAUCGAUAUACUUGGCGAUGGAAAAAUCAAUCCAACCGAUACAAUGUCUUCGAUACCAAGUUGGUUACGUCGAUUUCGUGGCAAUGAAAUGCAAAUGUUAAUUCGUCGUCGUAAAGCUAAAGCUCAUUGGCAAUGGUUUAGACCACAAAAAUGGAUCGAUCUAAACAAACGUAUCGAUUUUCUUUACAAACGGCUCAAUUAUAAAAGACAACCACGUCCACCAGAAUAUUAAUUGAUGAUAAUUUUUUUAUUUGAAUUAUUAAUCAUUGAAAAAAUUUGAAUAUUUUGUAAUCGAAAAAGAGAAAAAUUAAAUAUUUCUUAUUAUUAUUGUUUAGCAUAUGCGGCUACUACACGUGCCACAUUAUCAAA